Messenger RNA from Vidua chalybeata, 2529 nucleotides. Its product is annotated as serine/threonine-protein kinase PAK 3-like. The record is from RefSeq and is a predicted model, not a curated record. The transcript has 6 exons. Bases 1596 to 2363 code for a protein of 255 amino acids. Gene Ontology annotation, biological process: regulation of MAPK cascade; protein phosphorylation; regulation of axonogenesis. Gene Ontology annotation, cellular component: cytoplasm. Lineage: Eukaryota; Metazoa; Chordata; Aves; Passeriformes; Viduidae. Gene Ontology annotation, molecular function: protein serine/threonine kinase activity; ATP binding.
CGCAAGCAGGCCCAGGUGUUGUGCUGGUGCAGGAUCUAGUGAGAAGUCAGGAGUGCUCCAAGCACCUCCAGACACUGGGGUACCAUCCUGCUGUCUCUCAUUCCUGAUCAGAAUUUAUAAUUGUGCUCAGAAGGCACCAUCAAAGGCCCCUGAGGCUGGCAGUGUCCUGCCUGCAGCAAGGAGCAGGACCUGGAAGAUCUUCUGUCCCUGGUAUUGGGUUGCCUAAAAGAGCCACUCAGCAUCUGGUGACUGUCAGAAACCAGUUCUCAAGGAGAUUUCUUUCAAAUAUUUUGCUUCAAAAAAUAUCCUCUGGUCAGGAUUAUCAACCUAAUGGUUUAGACACAGAAACCAGAGAUGAACUAAUAAGUGCUCUGUUCUAGCACAGGCAGUAGAGCCCAUACAUUCAGUAACAGACACAGAGCUGAUGCACUCUGGGGGAAAAUGCAUCACCUGCCUGCUGGCAGGGCCCUUGUGGAUCCUGCAGGUCUUAGGCAGGAAAUGGAAAAGGAUGAAAUGCAUUCUUUCCCAGUUCUUUAGACACCCAGUGCUCACCCUGGGCUUUGAACUAAAGCAGUUCAGCGUGGACAUUUGGGAUUUGCUCCAGCCCAAUUCCUUCCUGUUGGGUCUCAGUUUUCUCUUGCACACCUUGCAUGGCAGAGGGCUGGUGGCUGCUGCGCUGUUGUUGGAAGGGUCAAUGCACCCAGGUGUUUGUGAACGCUGCAGGCAGCAGAGAUCUCCUGUCUGGGCUGGCUUUCACUGCCAGGGCCUAAAGCGCUGCCUCUUUCUUCUCUGCUGUUUUGUCUCCAGGGCUUUCAGAACCGUUUCUAAAGGACUCGACAGGGCCACAGGAGGAGAGGUGGCCAUAAAGAACAUGAGUCUCAGAGGGCAGAACGGGGAACGAGCUGUGAAUGAGCUCCUGCUCCUGAAGGACAAGAAGAACCCCAACAUUGUCAACUCUUUGGACAGCUGAGUGCUUCAGGCCUUAUCCCGUGCACGGGCCCUGCCUUAACCUUUCCUAGCAUCCGGAGUCUGUAGCCUGUUUUGAAAAAGCCUGACCCUGCCAUAUCCUCCCAAAACAACAGCCUAGCCGUUCGCUCCCUCCAUGUGCUUUCGUUGCUUUGGUUUGGUUUUCCUUCAAGUUGACCCUGUUUUCUGUGUCUUACAACAAGUGCUGAUAAACUACAGCAGAAAUUAUUUCCCUUGGCUUCUUCUUCCCAGCCCUCUUCCAUUGCUGCAGAUGCCAGGAAGACCAGGUUCUUGUUUCCAGAAAUGCCUCAUUUGCCCAUUUGUCACUGGCCUUGCCUGUUUCUGAAGGGACUUUCUGAAAGGUUUUCUGACCCCUUUUGUCCCAAGUACUGCACGGCCUCCUCCCCUGGAUAAGCCUGGGAGUUGUGUUGCCUUGUUCUGGAGGGAACGGUGGAACUGAUGAAUUCAGAAACUGAACCAGCUGGGGGGCCAGUGUUGUGGUUCCACAUUGAUCUGGGCUGUUGCUAAACUGCAUUUCUCACCUGCUUGCCAUCUAAGGCCUCUCCUUUCUAACAGGUGUCUCCUCCUUUAGACUGUGCAGAUUCCAAGGGCUGUGCAGCCUGGCAGGAAUGUCUCUCCAUCUGAUCCUGUCCUCACUGACAAGUGACCUGGAAACAAUGCUCCACUCCAGGCUUUUCCAUGGGGGAAUUGAGCACUGCAGAUUGGUCUCCAUGCCAUUGUUUUCCUCUUCCAGCUUCCUUGUUGACGGAGAUCUCUGGCUGGUGAUGGAAUACAUGGAUGGAGGAACUUUGCAGGACGUUGUCAGACAGACAGGCAUGGCUGAAGGAGAGAUGGCAGCUGUCAGUCGGGAGUGUCUGCAGGGCCUGGAUUUCCUCCAUGCGAAGCGGGUGAUCCACAGAGAUCUGAAGAGCUCCAACAUCCUUCUGGGAAUGGACGGCUCUGUCAAGCUGGCUGAUUUUGGCCUCUGCGCUCAGCUCAGCCCUGAGCAGGACCAGCGAAGGUCCAUGGUGGGCACGGUUCACUGGAUGGCCCCAGAAGUUGUCACCAGUUCUCCUUAUGGCCCCAAGGUGGACAUCUGGUCCUUUGGCAUUGUGACCAUCGAGAUGGUGGAAGGAGAUCCUCCUUACUUCAAGGAAACGAGGGCCAUGGCUCGCACUCUGAUCCGGCAGAACAGGACCCCGCAGCUGCAGGAGCCCCGGCGCCUGUCGGCUCUGCUGCGGGACUUCCUUGAGUGCAGCCUGGAGCCAGACGAGGAGCGGCGCUGCUCUGCCCAGGAGCUGCUGCAGCAACCAUUUUUAUCAUCAGCCAAGCCUCUCUCCAGCCUGACCCCUCUGAUCACCACAGCCAAGCAACUGAGGGAGCAGCGGAGGAGAUGAAGCACUGGAGGACAGCUCUUAGCUACAGUAGUUAGUUAGGACAACUAGUUAGUCAUGGGAGUUAGCAGUGCUAGUUGGUUAUGGUAGUUAGGACAGCCUGUUAUGGUUCUUAUGACAGCCUGUUUGGUAGGGCAGCUUUUUGAAUAAAAACUCUCUUAAACCUCAA